AUUUUUUAAAUGGAGUCUCUUCCCUACUCAAUUGCAGUUGGGGUAUAUAAACUACAGGGCCGAGCAUUUACCCCAAGACCAAUGCAGUCUGAUCACUGUAAAGCUUUUGCACAUGUUUUAAUCAAGUAUUUGCAGAAGGGGAGAAGUGGAAAUGGUUUUAGAAGUGAUGAAAAUGGAACAUGUUGCAAUUGUAGUGGGAACCAUGAAGCUUCUUUGGAAUGCCCGACCAGAGAAUUUGGCCAAAAUCCGGGUUUCCCACUACAAUUCAUAUGCAGCGGCUGUUAAGUGUUCGAAUGGUACUCCUAAAGACUCCAUGGUGUCAUGGUGGUGGAUAUGCCUUUGCAGCAGGGGUUGCCUUUCACCAACAAGACCUAUAUGUUAAGAAGGUGGACUGUGUGUCCUUCGUAGCUAUGGUGAUUAAUGGCACUACCAAGGUGGAGAGGAAAUCCCAGAAAAUAGAUAUCAUUGUGGAUGCGGCAGAGCGGUUCCCGGGACUGAAAGACUUCUCCACGGAGGAGUUGCAUGGAGUAUUGUCAUGUCCUAGAGCCUGAGAAGGGAAAUAUGGAGAUUUUAAAGAAGGAAGUGGGAGUUUUAGGGCUCUAUUUCACGUUGUUAGAGGAACAGGACUAAUGAGGACAAUUUAAUGUAGUUAGGCCGUGACUGGCCUUACACUCCUAGUACAGUAGGUGGCGAUGUAUGCACCUUGAAAGUUGGAUGCUAUCCGCCAACCCAAUCCUGAAGAAGAGAAAGCAGGAGAACCCAGCGUGUUUUUAUGCCUAAAAUUAACAAACUCUUAUGACCAAAGUCCGUGUAAUAGAUACAGAAUAGCAACCUCGAGCGUUGCAUGUUUUCUGUUUGUAUUGCUAGAUGAUCACCUGUUAUUGUAACCUUGUCUUUAAUUUAUCCAGCAAUCUCAGAAGAAACGUUUUGUUAGCCUAGCUAGCUACAAAGUUGUCUACAAAGUUGGCUUGGGAAGUGAGCUAAAGCUAGCUAGCCAUUCUAAGUAUAAAAAUCGACCUAAAUUCGGACGGGACAAUAUGGCAACUAAGAAGUCAUCUGAAAUGGACAUCUUCCUUUCCUUCUCCUCCCUACGCCUCCUGGCCCCUCCCAUCCGGCUGGUCUCUGCUGCCAUGUGGAAGGUGAUGAAGCAACGCGAUGUGAUGCAUUAUGGGACGCUGGAGGAGUUUGUGACAUCCUGCUGUGAGACUGUCCCUGGCCUGCUCACAUCUAGACACCAGGCCAAGCUGGCUCUGGGGCUGAGAUCACGGCUGAUCUUAGAGCUGUGCAAUGGCUCAGACCCACCAGAUCCUGCGGUUAUCCUUACCCAGCUGGAAAGGAUCCGUGCCCCCAACCCGUCCUCUGCCCUGAAAAAGGAUGUGAAGAUUGAAACAGCAGUGACCAACCUCUGGGACCUGGUUGAAAGCUUUCUGAAAGACCCCACAGAGAGGGAACUCUUCUACAAGGUGGAGUUUCCGUCAGAGUAUGGGCCUCAGUUUGACCAGGAGCUGGAGAAACUGCUGUGGGAGUUCCUGUUCCGACUGGACCAGCUUCUCCCAGUUCCCAACCUGGCUCAGACGGUGUCGUGGCUCACUGCUGCCCCUCCUGUCCUGGAGGAGUGUGCGCAGGCUGCCUCCCAACCCCAGCUCCUGAGGACCCUGCUUCAGCACCAGAUCUGCCUGGGACACCUGGAUUCUGCAGCUUCUCUCUCUUCGUGUAUGGGCGACUACCUCCUCUCAUCACUCUCUCUCCCUCCCUCUGGAAGAGUGCAGCAAAGCGUCAAAUCAAGAUCUAAGCCUGCCUCGGUUUCCACCCCAAGCCCUCUGUCUUUGACCCCGUUAACUGAUUACAGACAAACAAAAUUGUCAUUGCCCGUCGCACCUGUGAUUGGUGGGAUUUGCAACGAAGACCUUCCAGUCAUGGCUUCAGCCAAUAAGAGGGCAAGAACUUUCCAGGAAGACGUUGUUAUCCAAUCGGUUUCAAGAGAUGUGGAGGAGGACGCUGAGUCAACGGAGAGGUCAAAAUAUACAUGUGUCAAAAGCAGAGAAGAGGAAUCCGAAGAGGAUGAGGAGAUCAUGGUCAUGAGAAGAGGGAGGAAGAGGAGGAGUGUGAGAGAAAGAGGGAGUGAAAGAGUGCUCAGGAGAGGGCGUGGGGGGGAGUUUGUUAGAGAUGGAGAGGAGGAUAUGACGAGCGGUAGAGAUGGAGAGACUGAGAGAGAUCUUCUUAGGGACUGUUUGGUCCAGUUGGGGAUCGCAAACCUCAAGGUUCCGGAAGACCAUCGCCUCUAUUCUUACAUCACAGCCUGUCUGCUCAACAAACCCAGGGUGCUCAUCCCCCGACUGAUUUCAACAGACAUCCCUGCUCUUUUGAAGUCACAACCUUCCUGCAGCAACGGGAUACCAACAUCAGGGGAAGGGAGCUCUCUAUGGGGACAGAGGCUCAAGUUGCCGGCGAUAACAGCAUGUCGGCUUCCUUCGACCUGGCAACGGAAGUUGAGUGACAGGUCAUUGACCCUAGAUAUGGGGCUUCCAGCAUCAGCUGACAAAGAAAAUGUUAACUUCUCCAGUAACCGGUGACACAGGAUGUCAUUGGAUAUUCAGAGGAUGAAGCGACAAAGAAUUUCAAAGGCAGUUUGUUUGUGAAGCCCUACUACAGGUCCAAGCACGACACCUAAGUGCCCAACCCUCAGGGAGUUCUUUAAGCCCGGCAUGGCCCGACGCCACCUGUUGUCUCACGGCAAAGGACACAGAUGACACUCAAUAAUUCACCGGUCUAUGGCAAAAUAAUUUCUCCUGGUCCCAGAUCUGUUUGUGCUGUCAUGCCAAUUUAUAUGGUCUGUUUAUUAGACAUGGCAAAAUAAUUUCUCCUGGUCCCAGAUCUGUUUGUGCUGUCAUGCCAAUUUAUAUGGUCUGUUUAUUAGAUGUGGCAAAAUCAUUUCACCAUCCACUGUAAGAAAAUAUUUAAUAUGUUCUACUAGCAGAGUUUUACGAUUCUUUGUAUCUGAAUCACUUUGGAAUAAGCAUUUUAAAAAACCUGGGUGACUUUUAUUGUGAAGUCAAAAGGAUUGCCCUGUUACUAAAACUGCACUACCUGUGUGCUGUAAUACUUGUCAGUUUAAUUGGCCAACACAUUUUCUUUUAGGGGUAAUAGGAAUAUCUUGACAUAUUGAUGAGGAAAAAACUUGCACAAAUCGAGAAGAGUUUUGCUAAUUAGUUUGACUUAUAUAUAAUUAUAGAGUUCAAUUGUCCUUUUCCAAUAACCAGAUGCAGGAUCUUCAAAAAGCAAAUAAUGAAUCAAAGGGAAAUUUAUGCAUCUGCCAAAUAAGUUAUUUUUCACACAUCCAAUGUCUUAGUGUGAAGAACUACAAUUUUAAUUGUGUAUAAUACAUGUUGUAUUUACUAGUUCCUGUAUGUAUAUUUAUGAAGUCCAAUAAUCAAACAUGUAUGACAGCGUUAAGGCAAUGUAGUUAUAGUUCCUAAGGGCUUGAUGGUGGGACAGAGGGAAAACAGACAUUUGGACCCUGCUUGUGAGCUCAAAUGCUUUAGUGUGCUGUGACAGUCUUUGAAGUGUAGUAAUAAUACAUUGUGUUCAUUUGUUAUUAACCCAAUACACAGUAUAGAGCCCACUGAAAAGCAUACCGAGAAUGUCAGGAAUGGUGUCAACACUGUCCACUUCCUGCCUUAGUGUCCUCAUGUCACUACAGUCUUAGAGGAUUCCAUUUCUCUGCAAUGUAGAAUAAAUCUACCUGUCUUGCAGUCCAUUCUUACA
This is a messenger RNA of Oncorhynchus masou masou (cherry salmon), 3765 nucleotides long. RefSeq lists its product as uncharacterized. The record is from RefSeq and is a predicted model, not a curated record. Gene Ontology annotation, cellular component: shelterin complex. Gene Ontology annotation, molecular function: telomeric repeat DNA binding. Lineage: Eukaryota; Metazoa; Chordata; Actinopteri; Salmoniformes; Salmonidae. Bases 1038 to 2573 code for a protein of 511 amino acids. The transcript is spliced from 8 exons. Gene Ontology annotation, biological process: telomere capping; regulation of telomere maintenance via telomere lengthening.